CCCGUUUAAGCGUACGUUUCACCCUUCUAACUCCCAGCCGAUUUUCGCUCAAUCCACAGCGCACUUCAAUUCGUCGGUGGUUCGAUUAGGAGCCUUAUAAAAAGUGUACAUUUUCCAGUGAAGAUCGUUCGUCGUCGUCCCUGCUUACUGCGAUCCAGUGGCAUUAAUGCGUUAAUGCGAUAUUGAUGAACCAUCGUUCGGAAGGUGUUUUUUUGUCUGGUGCGAAGAAAACCCGUGAAGUUUCAAAUCAGAAAAAAAUCCUCCACAUCACGCACUCCUAGCCGUGUGAAUUUGAGGUGAAAAAAAAGAAAUAUAGGGCCGAGAUAAACGGAAAGUAGCACAAUAUCGGUGAGAACCCAGUACGAUAGUGUUGUACUCCAAAGGAAAAGUUUCAAUAAGUGCUACGGCUAGUGUGCUCCUGUGUAACCGCAACGGUAGACUUUGCAAAAGAAAAAUACUCCAAAAGUCGAUAAGUGAAACAACGGUCAAUAAGCGUUAAAAAUGGCAUCUCCACCACCAGCUCCCGUGAAGAAAGUGCCGAUUCAUCUACAGAGUGCGCAAAAUAGACUGUACAUCAAGCGUGGUCACGUCGUGAACCAUGAUGGAAUGCAACAGGCGGAUGUGUACAUCGAGGAUGGGACUGUUAGGUAUGUUGGUUCAGGUGCGGACUUUGUUGUUCCUGGGGGCUGUCGUACGAUCGAUGCUACCGGUAAGCUGGUUAUGCCCGGUGGUAUCGACCCGCACACACAUUUCCAGCUAGAAUUUGGUGGCACUGUGGCGGUAGAUGAUUUUUAUAAGGGCACCAAGGCCGCAGUUGCCGGUGGAACCACAACCAUCAUGGAUUUUGUGCUUCCGAAGAAGGGCGAAUCGCUACUUGAGGCGUACGAUACCUGGCGAGCUCGGGCAGAUCCAAAAGUGGUGUGCGACUACGGUUUGCACGUUGGCAUCACUUGGUGGUCCAAGUCGGUCCGGGAUGAGAUGAAAAUCCUUUGUCAGGAACGUGGCGUUAACUCGUUCAAGUGCUUCAUGGCGUACAAGGGUCUAUAUCAGCUCAACGAUUCCGAGCUGUACGAAGUGUUUGAAACCUGCAAGGAACUCGGAGCAGUGGCGAUGGUACAUGCGGAGAAUGGCGACAUUAUCGCGAAGAAUGUAACCAAACUGCUGUCGGAAGGAGUGACCGGACCGGAGGGCCACGAACUGUCCCGCACGGAGGAAGUCGAAGCAGAGGCCACCAAUCGCGCUUGCGUUAUUGCGCAUCAGACGAAGGCACCGCUGUACGUCACAAAAGUGACUAGCAAACUGGCCGCCGAGCAGCUAUCGCAAGCGAAACGGCGUGGCCUGGUGGUGUACGGCGAAACGCUGGCCAGCUCGCUCGGCUGUACACUGACCAACGUGAAACCGAACGCUCUGGUAUAUUACACGACCAGCCCUCCGAUUCGAAAGGAUCCGGAAACUCCCCGACAUUUGGUGAAGUUCCUGGCGCUGGACGAUCUGCAAACGACUGGCAGUGACAACUGUACAUUCAAUCGCAACCAGAAGGAGUUGGGACUGAAAGAUUUCUCCAAAAUCCCGAACGGUGUCAACGGUGUCGAGGACCGGAUGUCUGUGGUGUGGGAAAAAGGCGUCCAAUCGGGACUGAUCGAUCCUCAACGUUUCGUGGCAAUCACCAGCACGAAUGCUGCCAAAAUUUUCAACCUCUAUCCCAGAAAGGGUCGCAUUGCGCAAGGUUCCGAUGCCGACUUAAUCAUCUGGGAUCCAAAGGCGGUCCGUACGAUUUCCGCCUCCACCCAUCAUCAGGCUUGCGACUUCAAUAUUUUCGAAGGCAUGAAAUGCCACGGCGUUCCAGAGUUUGUGAUUGUGCGCGGACGUGUAUGCGUCGAAUAUGAGCUGAUUCGCGUUGCAGAGGGCCAAGGUGCGUUCCUGGAAACACCCGUCUAUCCUUCAUUCGUGUACGAUGCAUUGAAUGGUGUUUCCCGCAUGGAAGACGGAUCUGACGAAAAGCACACCCGGAAUGGGAUCCAAAAUCUGGACCUGAACUCCAAGUCGGGCCAUGAUGUAGAUAUCCCCGAUACAUACGCCCUGCCCGAGAAGUACAUUCCAGGUCCGGCAUUGAGUGUUAUCUCCGGCGAUUCACAGCUCAGCACUCCCCAUAGUGCCCGUGGCCUACGUCCCGAUGGGUUGAAGAAUAUGCAGGAAUCCACCUUUUCCAUCAGUGAGGAGCUCGACAAAUCGGAAUCACGCUCAUGCAUCCGCGUACGAGCUCCCCCCGGUGGAAAGUCUUCCGGAUUCUGGUAAGGUCGGAAAGUAUGUUCGAAUUAAUGAAAAAAAUAAACAAAUUAAGGAAUGGUAUGCAAAGUUACCUCUCAACACGAUCACCUCCAACCAUCCAAAGAAGUACACGUGCACUAAGUAUGGGCCAACAGCACGACGAGCAACCACCACAACACACUCCUAAGGGAUAGUUUCGAACGAAUAGCCGAUGCAAAAAGUUAUGAAAUGGAGAAAUGAAAUGUUUCGAAACCAUAUCAAUGCGACCAAACAGAAUUGAUCUUUGCAAUUGAAGUUAUGGUAACUUUUGACGGGGGUCCCAAAGGCAAUGGAUAAACCAAACAAUCAGCUAAGUAAAUUAAAUAUAUUAUACGUUUUCGAGGUUAUGCAGCGUUCCGUUCAUACGAAUUGAAAUUUUGACUACAGUUCUGAUUCUUUCUUAGUUGUAACAUUGAACUCUAGGGUCUUGCUUAAGUUAUUAAUUUAUUAUCUAUUUCUUUGGACUAAUUAGCUGCUAAAUGAUUCAUUUUACAAUGGUCCAUUUUUAUUACACUUCUCUGUUUGGUCUCUCUGACACCGACACAAAAUAAAUGCUGGAAAUGUACUUUAAAGGAAAUGGAUUGAAAAAACGUGCAAUAGAUGUAGGAGUUUCUGAUGGCGGGUUAGGUUUUCAGUUAGCAGAUAAAAACCAUCUCAAUUCGGUAGGUAAACAUGUAUGUAGCACACCAAACAACCAUCAUAUAUUUGCUGGCGCACAAUGUCUUGAUAUAAAUCUGGCUUAUAAGUGAUACACAGUGCAUAAGAUUAAGAGCUCACCGACAGGACUGAAACAUAAAAUCAGAACUUUUUUUACCUUUCCUAAUAGGAGAUUUGAAUGCUGCUGGUUAGCUGAUCUAUGCUACUUAUUUUCACAAGUAGCUAGAAUUCAAAAUUUAUAUUCACUAGUAAAAGCAAAUUAAACAGAUGGAUGAGUAUCGCCAAAGUUGUUAGAGAUUAACGAAGAAUGAUCAAAGAUUGAUGGGACCGAAAGUAUGGUUUGUGUGACUUACAUGUGCAGAUCACUACAAUUGCCUUCAUAGAUUUUUUCGCCAGAAGCCUUGUUUUUGUCUACUGAUAUGAGCGAUAGGUGUACGCGUGUUGUGCGUUUUUCUUCACAGCACAACCAGAAAUCGUUUGUCUUCAUGUGGAGCUAAUAUAUAUUAAGCUUAACUAGCAACAUAACAUUUGUUAGCGAAUGCUUUGUUUGUUUUUUUUCUACAACUAGCUCCAAAUAUACUCUCAUUCAAAUUAAGCGAGCGGUUUUCCAUGGUAACAUAAGAAUUACGCGAUUAAUUCAAAACCAUUAAAUAUUACAUUGACGUAAUCGUAUUGAAAUCGUGUAUCAAUCGUGGUUAGUUGUAAAACCCUGAAAUAAAGACAAGAA
Anopheles moucheti is the source of this 3691-nucleotide messenger RNA. RefSeq names its product dihydropyrimidinase (gene CRMP). The transcript is spliced from 8 exons. Gene Ontology annotation, cellular component: cytosol; cytoplasm. Bases 502 to 2295 code for a protein of 597 amino acids. NCBI's taxonomy places the organism in Eukaryota, Metazoa, Arthropoda, Insecta, Diptera, Culicidae. The record is from RefSeq and is a predicted model, not a curated record. Gene Ontology annotation, molecular function: dihydropyrimidinase activity. Gene Ontology annotation, biological process: pyrimidine nucleobase catabolic process.